ACACAAGAAAGUGAAAAAACUGGAGGAAAGAGCCCUUCACCGCCCUGCUCCUCCAGAGUCCCAAAAUUCUAGGGCAGUGGACACAAAAGACCUCUGGAACUUCUGCCUGUUUGGACCAUGAACUGGCAGCAGCUGUGGCUAAGCUUCCUAUUCCCCAUGACAGUCUCAGGCUGGGCCCUGGGGAGUGCAGAGAAGGAGGCAGCAAUGGAUUACCUCGUGCAAUAUGGAUAUUUACAGAAGCCCCUAGAAGGACCUAAAGACUUCAGGCCAGAAGAUAUUAUAGAGGCUCUAAGAGCUUUUCAAGAAGCUUCUGAGCUGCCGAUCUCAGGUCAGCUUGAUGAUGCCACAAGGGCCCGCAUGAAACAGCCCCGUUGUGGUUUGGAGGACCCCUUCAACCAGAAGACUCUUAAAUACCUGCUGCUAGGCCGCUGGAGAAAAAAGCACCUGACCUUCCGAAUUAUGAAUCUACCCUCCACCCUGGCCCCGGACAUAGCAAGAGCAGCCCUACUUCAAGCCUUCCAGUACUGGAGCAGGGUGGCCCCCCUGACCUUCCGGGAGGUGAAGGCCGGCUGGGCUGACAUCCGCCUCUCCUUCCAUGGUCGCCAGAGCCUGUACUGCUCCAACACCUUUGAUGGACCCGGGAGAGUCCUGGCCCACGCGGACAUCCCACAGCUGGGCAGUGUGCACUUUGAUGAAGAUGAGUUCUGGACGGAGGGCACCUACCGGGGAGUGAAUCUCCGCAUCAUUGCAGCCCAUGAGCUGGGCCACGCCCUGGGACUGGGGCAUUCCCGGUACACGCAGGCACUGAUGGCUCCUGUCUACGCUGGCUACCGGCCCCACUUCAGGCUGCACUGGGAUGAUAUAGAAGGGAUCCAGGCUCUCUAUGGUGAGAAGAUCCCAGACACACAGGAUGAGGAAGAAGAGACAGAAGUGCCCACUGUUCCUCCAGUACCCACAGAAGCCAGUCCCAUGCCAGACCCCUGCAGUGGUGAACUGGAUGCCAUGAUGCUGGGGCCCCGUGGGAAGACCUAUGCCUUCAAGGGGAACUAUGUGUGGACGGUGACAGAUUCAGGGCUGGGGCCCUUGUUCAAACUGUCAGCCCUUUGGGAAGGGCUCCCAGGAAACUUGGAUGCUGCUGUUUACUCUCCUCGAACACAAUGGAUUCACUUCUUUAAGGGAGACAAGGUGUGGCGUUACAUUAAUUUCAAGAUGUCACCUGGCUUCCCCAAGAGAUUGAAUAAGGUGGAACCUCACCUGGAUGCAGCUUUCUAUUUGCCUUUCAACCAGAAGGUCUUCCUUUUUAAGGGCUCCGGGUACUGGCAGUGGGACGAGCUGGCUCGAACUGACUUCAGCAACUACCCUAAACCAAUCAACAAGCUGUUUACAGGUGUGCCAGAUCAGCCCUCAGCUGCUAUGAGCUGGAGGGAUGGCCGCGUCUACUUUUUCAAGGACAAACAAUACUGGCGCCUCAACCGGCAACUUCGAGUGGAGAAAGGCUACCCAAGAGACGUUGCCCACAACUGGAUGCACUGUCGUCCUCGUACUCCAGACACUACCCAACCAGGCAAGGGACCCACUCCCAUAGCCACAGAAACAGCUGCGGAUACCAUCCCCUCGGCCACAGAUGCCACCUUGAACACCGACCACACCCCCACAGACACAAGCUUGGAUGUUACCGUCACAGCCUCAGGCUCCACCACCCUUUCAUUCCCUGGUGAUGUUACUCUCUCAGAGGCCUAACUCCAUCUUCUGCUCACCAGAGUGAAGGUGCUACAGCAGGACCUGAAUCACAAACCUCAGGUGUAGGAGACCAGGUGAUGAGAGAAAUGGUGGAAAACCUCUUAAAACAGCAUUCUGAGGCAGACCUCCAUGGUACAUGCAGUGCAGCUAUCAGAGGCUGCACAGCAUCCUCCUCCGUGUUUGUUACAUGACCUUGGUGGUGAUGAAACAGCUUUCAGAGGAAGAUCUCAGUGCGCUACAUGCUGAAGAUGCCUCUACUAACUGCUCCUGCUCUUCUCCCAGACUAGAUUAGAGAGAGACUGUCUCAAACCAAAAAAAGACAGAUAAUUACAUAUUUGGGUGAAGGAUCCAAAUUCAAGGGGAAGUUUGCCAAAAAUUGCUAUAUGAGUGGUCUGGGAGGUAGCGCAACGAAUAAAGUGUUGGACUCUCAAGCAUGAAGGUCCUGAGUUCAACCCCCAGCAGCACAUGUACCAGAGUCUGGUUCUUUCUCUCUCCUCCUAUCUCUCUCAUUAAUAAAUAAAUAAGUAAAUAAAUAAAUAUUUAAAAUGUUACUGUAUGAAUAUGCCCCAAUAAAUGUGUUUAGCGUCCCAUUCUGUUCCUGGGACAGUUCCAAGUU
This is a messenger RNA of Erinaceus europaeus (western European hedgehog), 2356 nucleotides long. It is a transcript of the gene MMP19, whose product is annotated as matrix metallopeptidase 19. The transcript is spliced from 9 exons. NCBI's taxonomy places the organism in Eukaryota, Metazoa, Chordata, Mammalia, Eulipotyphla, Erinaceidae. Gene Ontology annotation, biological process: proteolysis; collagen catabolic process; extracellular matrix organization. The record is from RefSeq and is a predicted model, not a curated record. Bases 118 to 1740 code for a protein of 540 amino acids. Gene Ontology annotation, molecular function: metalloendopeptidase activity; zinc ion binding. Gene Ontology annotation, cellular component: extracellular matrix.